Molecule: messenger RNA, 1497 nt
Organism: Penicillium egyptiacum
Lineage: Eukaryota; Fungi; Ascomycota; Eurotiomycetes; Eurotiales; Aspergillaceae
Source: the annotation of a GenBank genome assembly
AUGAGCGCAGGAAAGCUCACCGGUGCAGAUGUCGCCGUGCACAAUUCCAAAGACUCGUGCUGGGUGAUCGUGCACGGCAAAGCCUACGAUGUAACCGACUUCCUCCCGGAACACCCUGGUGGUCAGAAGAUCAUCCUCAAGUAUGCAGGCAAAGAUGCGACCGAAGAGUUCGAACCAAUCCACCCACCCGACACCUUGGACAAGUUUCUAGACCAGUCGAAACACUUGGGAGCAGUAGACAUGGGAACCGUCGAGCAGGAAGAGAAGGCCUUUGACCCGGAGGAGGCCGACCGACAAGAGCGCAUUUCCCGCAUGCCCUCACUCGAAGCAUGCUACAAUCUGAUGGACUUUGAGGCGGUGGCCCGCCAAGUCAUGAAGAAGACGGCGUGGGCAUACUACUCCAGCGGAGCAGAUGACGAAAUUACAAUGCGCGAGAACCACGCAGCCUUCCAUAAAAUCUGGUUCAGGCCGCGAAUUUUAGUCGAUGUCGAGCACAUCGACAUGAGCACAACAAUGUUGGGCACAAAAUGCUCAAUCCCAUUCUACGUGACCGCCACAGCGCUCGGAAAACUAGGCCACCCCGAAGGCGAAGUGGUGCUCACAAAAGCCGCCCACCGACACAACGUAGUACAAAUGAUUCCCACGCUAGCCUCAUGCUCCUUCGACGAAAUUGUCGACGCCAAACAAGGCGAUCAGGUGCAAUGGCUCCAGCUAUACGUGAACAAAGACCGCGAAAUCACACGCAAGAUCGUCGAGCACGCCGAAAAGCGCGGCUGUAAGGGCCUCUUCAUCACCGUCGACGCGCCCCAGCUCGGCCGCCGCGAGAAGGACAUGCGCUCUAAGUUCUCCGAUCCCGGCUCAAACGUCCAGUCCGGUGGCGAUAACAUCGACCGUACCCAGGGCGCCGCCCGCGCCAUCUCCUCCUUCAUCGACCCCGCUCUCUCGUGGAGGGACAUCCCCUGGUUCAAAUCCAUCACGCGUAUGCCGAUCGUGCUGAAGGGCGUGCAAUGCGUUGAGGACGUCCUGCGCGCCGUCGAGGCAGGCUGCGACGGCGUCGUGCUAUCCAACCAUGGCGGACGGCAGCUCGAGACCGCGCGGUCCGGCAUCGAGGUCUUGGCCGAGGUGAUGCCUGCCCUCCGCGAGCGCGGCUGGGAAAAGCGCAUUGAAGUCUUUGUUGACGGCGGUGUGCGUCGCGCAACUGAUAUCCUUAAGGCGCUUUGUCUGGGCGCGACGGGUAUCGGUAUUGGGCGGCCGUUCCUAUAUGCCAUGUCUGCUUAUGGGCUUGAUGGUGUGGACCGUGCUAUGCAGCUGCUUAAGGACGAGAUGGAGAUGAAUAUGCGGUUGAUUGGAGCUACGAGUGUGGCGGAUCUCAAUCCCAGUCUGCUUGAUACCCGUGGAUUGCUGGGUGGGCACUCUGUUGUGCCGUCUGAUACCCUUGGCCUUGGUGCUUAUGAUCCAUUGCAGGCGCCAAGAUUUAAUGAGAAGCCUAAGCUGUAG